GCCCAUCUGUCUGGGUGCUGCGUUGUAUGUGAGGCGAAGGAAAUUGCGGGUGUUGGUUGUAUAUUUCUGUGUACGUUGUCAAGUUUGCAUCGGGGUGGCGAGUAGGUUAUAGCAUCCUCCGCAAUGAGGUUCCUAGUUUUAGCAUUCGCGUUUUUAGCGUUUUCGGAAGUUAAUAGUGAAGUUUACUAUGAAGAGAAGUUUGCUGACGAUUCGUGGGAAAGCAAUUGGGUGUACUCGGAGCAUCCGGGAAAGGAGUUCGGCAAGUUCGUCCGUAGUGCCGGCAAGUUCUUCAAUGACCCCGAAGAAGAUAAAGGUAUCCAGACAUCUCAAGACGCGAGGUUCUAUGCACUAUCCACGAAGUUCAAGCCAUUUAGUAGUAAAGAAAAGCCGCUGGUUAUACAAUUUACAGUGAAGCAUGAACAGAAUAUAGACUGUGGCGGAGGAUACCUUAAAGUUUUUGACUGUGGUUUGGACCAGAAAGACAUGCACGGUGACUCACCGUACCUUCUUAUGUUUGGUCCUGACAUUUGUGGCCCUGGUACUAAGAAAGUUCAUGUAAUCUUUAAUUACAAAGGAAAGAACUUGCUAAUCAACAAGGAAAUAAGAUGCAAGGAUGAUGUUUACACACAUUUAUACACUUUGGUGGUUAAGCCUGACAACACAUAUGAGGUGUUGAUAGACAAUGAGAAAGUGGAGUCUGGAGAACUAGAAGCAGACUGGAACUUUCUGCCGCCUAAGAAGAUAAAGGAUCCAGAAGCAAAGAAACCAGCAGACUGGGAUGAUCGUCCUACUAUUGAUGACCCUGAUGACAAGAAACCAGACGAUUGGGACAAGCCAGAGCAUAUUCCUGACCCUGAUGCCAGUAAGCCAGAAGAUUGGGAUGAUGAAAUGGAUGGUGAAUGGGAACCCCCUAUGAUUGACAACCCAGACUUCAAGGGUGAAUGGAAACCUAAGCAAAUUGAUAAUCCUAAUUACAAGGGGCCUUGGAUUCAUCCUGAAAUUGACAACCCUGAAUAUUCACCAGACCCAGAACUAUAUUUGAAGAAUGAGGUUUGUGCUAUUGGUUUUGACUUGUGGCAAGUAAAAUCGGGAACUAUUUUUGAUAACAUUCUGAUAACUGAUGAUCCAGACCACGCUAAACAAGUGGGAGAAGAAUUGUGGAGGCCCAGAUCUGCUGGUGAAAAGAAAAUGAAAGAGCAACAGGAUGAAGAGGAAAGGAAAAAGAGAGAAGAGGAGGAAAAGUCUUCCAAAAAGGAUGAAGAAGAUGACGAGGAUGAAGAUGAGAAUGAGGAUGAAGAUGACGAUGAAACGAGUGAUCCUCCAGAAUCUGGUGAAGAGGACUCGCACACUCAUGAUGAGUUUUAAUUGAAGUUGCAAAGACUAUUUCAGCAAAAGUUUUUCUAUUACUGACAGCUUGAUAUGCAACUUAGAAAAGAUGUGAUCUUUUUUUCUGAUGAAGUGGAGGAAGAAGACUGCUAGUGACAAAUAUUGACUGUUAUUAAACAUUAAUUCCAUGGAAGUAAUAGUGAGUCAGUUGUGUAAAGUUGUGAUUGAAAGUUGUGUUCUAAUGCAUUCAGCAGGUAGUGUGAUAUAGGUGACAUACUAAUAUUCAUUGAAUAAUUGUGUAAACAAUCUGCAAAUACAUCUUUGUAUCAUUUUUAAUAAAUGUGAUCAUUCAGUUUCCUACAAAUUUAACAGUAUGUGAAGAGCAUUUCUCAAAAUCAAGCUUCGUUCAUGCUGAGGUCAAUUCAGAAGUAUUAUGUUGGCAUAUUAGAAUUAUUUAUUUCUUUUUGGUACUGCAGUUGUGAACAUUUUGUUUAAAGGUGUUAAGAGUUGUGAAUUGUGUAGUUAUUGAAAUGGAUAAGCAAUAAUUUCACAACUAUGUCAUUUGUGAAUAGCAUAUCAUUAGUGGGUUGAGUUUGUUAUGGCCGUCUGAUGUUGUUGUUUUAAAUAUGUUUUUGUACUAUUUUUUGUGUGUGUGGGUGACUUCUCAUAUGUUUUCACUAAGCAGCACAUUCAUUGUCAUGGUUAUGAACACUGUAAUGCCGUAUGUGUGUUUUUGUUAUGGGCUGCCUUUUGAGACACAUUAAACAAAAUUUACUUUCA
Molecule: messenger RNA, 2106 nt
Organism: Schistocerca americana (American grasshopper)
Lineage: Eukaryota; Metazoa; Arthropoda; Insecta; Orthoptera; Acrididae
Product: calreticulin
Exons: 8
Coding region: 124-1365 (413 amino acids)
Biological process (GO): protein folding
Cellular component (GO): endoplasmic reticulum; endoplasmic reticulum membrane
Molecular function (GO): calcium ion binding
Source: RefSeq, a predicted model, not a curated record